Messenger RNA from Cynara cardunculus var. scolymus (artichoke), 2347 nucleotides. RefSeq lists its product as uncharacterized. The record is from RefSeq and is a predicted model, not a curated record. Bases 1 to 2250 code for a protein of 749 amino acids. Lineage: Eukaryota; Viridiplantae; Streptophyta; Magnoliopsida; Asterales; Asteraceae. The transcript is spliced from 7 exons.
AUGGAAACAGGUCUCCGAUCUCGGAAGCGGAAGCAACAUCCAUCGAAAUCUGAUCCAAUUGGUGGCAUCUUUACUCGAAGUAAGGAGCAGAUUUAUCUCCACCGACACCGAUCUGGUUACGCUCGAGCCGAUUCCGUUCGAAACCGUAAUGUUAUCCAGUUGCGGAGAACUACACCUAAAUCAUUAGUAAGCCAAAAAGCAUCGGAAGCUACAAGUGAUCAAAUUACAAAUCAAGUAUCGGUGAAGGAUCUUCGUGCGAGGAGGGUAUUUUCUCCCACCACGAUUUCGGAUGAGGUUGUUGGUGUUGGCACAGUCGGUUUGGAAGCUGAUCUCGAUGUUCGUGAGUCUAACAGUGGAAAAUUUAACGUGUUGUCUUCUGAAGGUGAUGCUGUUUGUAGUGAGUUGGGGGUUUCUGACUCUGUUGUCAACGAUCUGAAAGCUAGAUCGGAAAAUGUUGCGGAUAUUUAUUCGAUUAGGGAGAGCAAUGUCAUGGAAGUUGAUGAGUUUGUUCAGAUGACACCAACAAUCGCAGAACCUGACCAAAACAAGGAGGUUGGAGAAAAGAAUGGUAUGAUUUCUGUUGCCAACGAAAUCAUAGAUGCCAAAGGUUCAAUGAGCAAGAGCCAAUACUCGGCAACAAGUUUGCGUGGCAGAAGGAGGGUAUUCAAAAGUCCAAGCUCGUUUAGCUAUAGAAGGUUGCUCCCUUAUCUAAAGGACUUUGGAAAAGAUGAUUCUCCAAAUUUUGAGAUAGUUGAGGCGACAUUGCCUGAAAAGGUUCAGAAAUCAAGUAACAUGUCCCCAAACAAGGCCGCCUGUAAAGACCAGGAGAUUGAUGCAGUGUCUGAUUGUAGCAAAUUGGCAGAUGGUGCAUUUAAUAAUGUGAAAAAUAGUGAAAAACAAUAUUCAAACAGUGUGAAUCCUAAUUCAAUCAGGACCAUUGAGAGCUCUGGAUCGCCUGAUGUGGGGCAGAAAAGCCAUGAAGAUGUUUUCAACCACACAUUAGAGGAGCCCGAGCAGACGACACCACCUGAUUCAGAUAUCUACUGUAAGCCCAAAAUUGAUAAAAGCUGUGGUGUGCUUGUAAAGCCAACAGAUGCUGGCACUGUAAGGAACUGCAGCAACGAAGGCAAUGAUUCUAUCUCAGCAUCUAAGCUGGUACUUAAACCAUGUUCUAGAAUGAAGGAACUGCAAAUGCCAACCUCCUUUAGUCAUAGAAGAUUGCUUCCAUUCUUGAUGAGUGUUUCCAGAGAUGAUUCAUGCGCCUCAAAGGCCAAUCAAUCCUUAAAACUUGGGAAGGCUAUGGAGCAAAAACAACAGCCAAUGCUCUUUAGUCAAAGAAUUAGUAUGGAAGACUCUAAAACAAAUGGUAACUCUGGACAACCAAGUACUGCAGAUGAGAAAUCAGAUUCUCCUACGUCUACGUUGAUUCCAAUUGAUGCAUCAUGUGAUAGAAUUAAGACAGAUGGUCUAGUUUCGAGUGAGAUUGUUAUGGAUAUUGACGAGACAGAUAUGGAGUGCAGUAGAUCAACUUCUCAGUUGGAUGUGAAGUUACAAGCCGAAGCAGUUAAAUUUGACAGUUCCAUCAAAUUGGAACAAGAAUUGCCCAAAAGUAAUUCGGAAUGUGUUGAAGAACCAACUUCUAAGGCUAUAUCACUGUGUUCUACAACUAGGCUAGAAACGUUGUCCAACAUAGGUACUGAACAUAGUAUUGAUACUACUAAUGAUUUCAUGAGGAUAAGGAAUAGUAACAGUGAAGAGAAGCAGAAUACAGUCAAUGAAAUCACACACCAAUCUUCAACACAGAUUGUACCACUAAAAUCUCCAGGAAUCGAAGGGGAAAAUUUCAGAAAUGGAAUCCUGAAGAGAACUCCACGAGGGUGCAGAGGGACCUGCAACUGUCUGAAUUGCACAUCAUUCCGUCUACAUGCCGAAAGAUCCUUCGAGUUCUCUAGAAAUCAGAUGCAUGAUGCUGAAGAGGUUGCAUUAGAGCUGAUCAAGGACUUGGCACAUCUCAGGAACAUUCUAGAAAGAACUGCCAGUGAUUCUAAUUAUUUUGCUACUCUCAAGGAAGAACAGUUGAAAGAAGUGUGUGAAAAAGCUUUGUACAAGGAAGAAGUAGCAAGAGCACGGUUGGCACAAAUGAACGAGGAUGUGAGCAUUCACUGUAGAAGCAUGAGGUUGUUGAGGCCAAAGGUGACAUUUGCCAGCAAGAUUGAAGAAAAAGUAUUUUCAAAGGAAAGAAGAGCAUGAAGGAAAGAUGUUUGUUAUUUGGUUAAACUUUUGUUGCUUGUUUGCAAUUGUAUCCAUCACUUAGACACAUUUAUGGAAAUACAAAUGGUUUCAAGUU